Molecule: messenger RNA, 2328 nt
Organism: Pseudovirgaria hyperparasitica
Lineage: Eukaryota; Fungi; Ascomycota; Dothideomycetes; Acrospermales; Acrospermaceae
Product: SGNH hydrolase
Exons: 4
Coding region: 313-1965 (550 amino acids)
Biological process (GO): triglyceride catabolic process
Molecular function (GO): triacylglycerol lipase activity
Source: RefSeq, a predicted model, not a curated record
GUCAACUCGACCGGUGCAGAUACCUCAUCGACUGCUAUGGCCCUCAUCAGCUCAGGCCACCUCUGUUGCGCCGUACUAUGAUAUAACGAGAAGCGAAAAGGCUGAUGUGUGGGGGAUACUUUUCUUAGGACCAACCGAAUCCUCAGGAUUUCUGGCAAGGCGACCGGACGAGCCAAUCGCGCGUAACACAAUGUGCUUCUUCAUCGACUGCUGCUCAGAGAUGUUAUAUGAUGUGUAGAGGUAUGCCAUGACAGUUUUCCGCUUGCUCAAUUUAGUUUCAUCUGAUUCUUCCUGUUACCAUCAGGCUAGAAGAUGUCUCUUUCAUUCUUUGCCCUCUGGGCAUCUUUAGUAAUUACAUCCUACUGCUUGCCCUCAGAUAUCACUCCAGCAACUUCUCUUCUACGUCGAAACAACCCCGAUCCAGCAGACCUCUCGUGGAUCAAGAGUUGGGCAUCUGCCGGCGACUCCUAUUCGGCAGGCAUCGGAGCAGGGAAAAAGUACGGCGGAUGGGGCGACUACUUCUGUUCGCGCUAUGAUCAGUCGUUCCCCGUGCUCAUCAACACCGACCCUCGCCUUGGCAGCUCCAAAGGUCGGAAAUUCACGUAUCGGCCAUGCUCAGGAGCCACAAUAGAUGGCAUCACAAGUCAAGUCAAAGGUCUGCCGGACGCAUCGCAGGACCUCAUCACGCUCAGCGGCGGCGGCAAUGAUGCGAACUUUAAGAACAUGCUUAACGAAUGCGUCUUCCAAUGGCUUUCUAACGCCGACCCACUCACCUCGUUUUGCCAACGUGAGCUCGAUAAAGCGCAGGCGACCAUCGACUCGGCGGACUUCCAUUCGAAACUGGACACCCUCAUUGAUAAUGCUAAGAAAAAGCUCAGGUAUGGCGGCCAGAUCAUAUACGUUGGAUAUGCACAGUUCUUUGGGCAAGACAGCAAGCAGUGCGAUGACAUUACUUGGGCAUUCUGGUACGAGAUCGGCAAGCGCGAAUACCUUACCCAGGACAAGAGAAGACGGAUGAACAAAUUAGUCACAAACAUGAACAAGGUGUUGAGCGAUGCCGUUGGUCGCGCUUCAGGAGAUCUGGUAACAUUUGUCGACUACAACAAGUACUUCGCGGAGGGUCGCGGCCGUUUCUGCGAAGACGCGUACAAAGAGACCAAUCCGAACCGCUACGGCUUGCUCUACUACGAGUGGAACACCGACGACAACGCAGACGAGACCGACGGAUUUACAACGUCGGAUGCUAGAUCUCCAAGCACGUUCACGCCGAGCCUCGUCAUGAACGGCACGUUCGAAGGCAGCAUCAACGACUUCGUGCGGCAAAACAUGGCAAAGCACCCUGAUUGGCAUAUAAACAUGCCAGUCGCGCAAGGCGCCCCGCCCAGAAUUGAUACGAUCCAGGCGACGGAGGAACAGCUCGCGAUCGGCUACUCCGCCGGCGUCCUCCCAGACAGCUACGGUCGAGUCUUCCAUCCGCGGCCAAACGGCCAUCAACUCAUCGCGAAUCUCGUCUUAUAUCAGAUCGAGGCAAACUCCGCGAAAAAGAUCGCCAAGCAUUGGCCGGCAGAAGAGAUCACAAGGGAUACGUGUCCGGCCGACAAGGGCAGCUUGAGCCCGACAACACUUCCUCCAGUCAACGUCGACCUCGGUAUUCUGACCUGUAACGUCCAACACGACGAUGGCGACGAGAUGUACUACUUCCCCCGUGAAGCGGGUCUUCAGGCGAUUGCCAACUUCUGCUCGGCAACUCAUAGUGCUGGCAUGGUCCUUGGCUCUAACAUGGCCGUAGAGGGUGUUGGGAUCAUUGUCGAAGCUACAGCCAACGAUAAACUCGACGGCUGCCCCUCCACGGAUGCAUCAACGGAUAGGUUCGAGCACAUCUGUAAUGAGCGGCUCAUAAACGCACUCGAUAACUGUAAGUUUGGUUGGACAUUGGCGAAUUAUGCUCUCGUAAUUAUGGAAUGAUCUGAACUGACAAUGGAAACUAGGCGAUACUAAGAAGCGCGGAAGCGAUUCAUGGAAGCAAGGUGGAACUUUCUAUCGCGAUUGCAUUACCUGGUAUUUCGGCCGUCGACCGCGGCAGUGAAGGUCGACCGGAUUGGCGGCAGUUCACCUGUGAGGCCAGCAGGACCAGCAGCGCUCGUGUAAUCAAUCGUCAACGCACAACUUUGUUUCGAACAGCUCUGGCAUUUGGUCCACGUCUUUGUGAAUCCUUACAGCAGCUGACAUACAGAUGACGAUGGAGUUUGAUGUACGUGAGGCUACGAGACGGGCCAUGAUGUUUGAGAGGUGUGGCGCUCCAGACCAGUGAGACCCUUGAUCAUGGGU